UCGUCCUAUAUAAGCUGCUUACCUGUACCUUGACUUGCUCUCUCCCAGGUCCGUCUGCUCUGCGCGGCGUACUCAACACAAACAGCAACAACUAGCCCCAGUUGGCACCUCACCACAUACCUAAUCUCUCUAUCGCCAAGACCAUCGAGCUCAAAUACUUAGCACCAUGUCAAACCUGAAAUACUUCAACUACUCCGACUUCACCCUCACCCUCUCCAACCAGUCGCACUACAGCCAAGCAGUGCGGAUCGGCGACCGCAUCGAGUGUUCAGGUCAGGGCGGCUGGGACCCCAAGACCGGCACAAUCCCCAGCGACAUCACCGCCGAGCUCGAGCAGGCCUUUGCCAACGUGGACGCGUGCCUGCGCAGCGCGGGGGGCAAGGGGUGGAGCCAGGUAUACCGCGUCAACCUGUACACGACCGAUCUUAGCGAGGCAGCCAUGACGGCCUGGGCUGGGUGCAUGCAGAAAUGGUUGGGUCCCGAUCACCGGCCCAUACUGACCGGUGUCGGGGUUGCGAAGUUGGCGUUGCCGGGCAUGAGGUUUGAGAUUGAGGUUGUUGCGUAUGAUCCUGAGCCUGAAGGUGCGGCGAGGGGUGCGAACUGAUGGAGGGUAUGAGUUAUGACUAUGGGGUUGUCUGUUGUACAUAUGUACAUAUGUACAGUACAUAUUGUACAUGAUGUAUGGCAGAAUUCUUUACCUGUUCAAAUAUAGGGAGCUUUGUGCACCUGCAGUCAGCAAGUUUUAGUCGUUUGCAGAAUGCAGAUACGUUUGCUUUCUGUACUACUACCCUACUGACUUCGUUCAGCAAGGUUCAGCUUCGACUGCUGCCGUGAAUGUCUUCAGCUGGUUCGGAGAGGAUUGGCGAGUGACAGAAUCACUAUAAGCUAAACAGUGUCCUUGAAGAAGUUGCAUCAAGCGUCGCCAUGCUCACUUGUUUGGGUUGGUACCUUGAUGCACAUCGUAGGCUGUCUGGUAACGCCGAAGG
This is a messenger RNA of Canariomyces notabilis, 986 nucleotides long. RefSeq names its product endoribonuclease L-psp family protein. Gene Ontology annotation, cellular component: cytosol; mitochondrion. The record is from RefSeq and is a predicted model, not a curated record. The transcript has 2 exons. The coding region runs from base 167 to 604 and encodes 145 amino acids. Gene Ontology annotation, molecular function: deaminase activity. Lineage: Eukaryota; Fungi; Ascomycota; Sordariomycetes; Sordariales; Chaetomiaceae.